Saccostrea echinata is the source of this 300-nucleotide messenger RNA. Its product is annotated as THAP domain-containing protein 1-like. NCBI's taxonomy places the organism in Eukaryota, Metazoa, Mollusca, Bivalvia, Ostreida, Ostreidae. Gene Ontology annotation, molecular function: sequence-specific DNA binding. Bases 1 to 300 code for a protein of 99 amino acids. The record is from RefSeq and is a predicted model, not a curated record. The transcript is spliced from 2 exons.
AUGGUUGUAUCAUGCUGUGUUAUCGGAUGUGUAUAUAGGUUUGAUAAGACUAAUCCCAAGAGCUUUUUCCGCAUACCUAAGAAGCCUGAAUCAAGAAGAAAGCUUUGGAUUUCUGCUAUUAAGCGUCAAGACACGAGUGGAAAAGAAUGGGAGCCUGCAGACCACGACCGCGUUUGCUAUCUUCACUUUGUGACUGUUUCAAAGAACAAUGAUCAGUCAUCCCCAGAUUAUGUGCCAUCUGUGAAUAUGGGCUAUGACACAAACAGAAAAAUCCUGAGCAAAGGAAGGCUAGAUACCUGA